Ichthyophthirius multifiliis is the source of this 844-nucleotide messenger RNA. RefSeq lists its product as hypothetical. NCBI's taxonomy places the organism in Eukaryota, Ciliophora, Oligohymenophorea, Hymenostomatida. The transcript has a single exon. The record is from RefSeq and is a predicted model, not a curated record.
UUCGAUAUUGAAAUUGUGAUUUUUUUAGGCUUUUAUUUCAUUUAGGAAAUUUUCUAGUUAUUGUUUAUUAUUUUACUCCAAAAUUCUUAUUUUUUCUUCGUAUUAUUUUAUUAAAUUUUCAUUUUGUGAUUAUUUUUGGAAUGUUUUUUCUUUUCCUUUUUUCAAAAGGUCAUUUUCGGUAUUUUUUUGGGUGUUUUUUUACUUUAAAUUUUAGUUUUGGAAUGUUAUAAUGUCCAGUUUUUCUUAUAUUUCAGUUAUUUUUUAUUCUUUUUAGUUGUUUUCUUCCGUUUUUGCGUUUAUUAUUUCUUCGUAUUGUUUUUGUUAGGUUUUUAGAAAAACUUACAUUUCUUGAAUAUAUUAUACGUUCUCUUGUAUGUUUUAAAUUUUCAUUUGUAAUUAUAAUUCUAUAUACUCUUUUUAUUUUUUCAUUUCUUUUACAAAGUAUUUCAGUUCUUCAAGUUCUUGGUUUAUUUAAGCCUAAAAUUAAGUAUCUUUUGAUAAGUUUAAUUUAAAAUUAAUAUUUUUGAACUUUUAUCUUCAUUUUCUUAUUUUAUUUGCCUUAUUUAAUCUUAUAGGAGUUCCUUUUCUUUAUAUAGAGCUUAUAAUUAUGCAUUUUUUUAGGAGAGUAGUAUAUUUUCUUAUUUUUCAAGCUUAAUUUCCCUCUAGCUUUCUUAUAAAAAAGACUUGUUAUUGAUAUUUUAUUUUAAUUCCCAAAUUUAUUUAUUAAGAAUGUUUUUUUCAUCUUAAAAAUCUGCCUCUAAUUUAGAAAUUUAUAAAUGAAGGCUUUUAUUAUUUUCAAUUUCUUCAAAAUAUUUUAUUUCGAGAUCUUUUUAUUCCAUUUUUA